AUGGAUAAUAUUAUAUUUUCCAGAAUACACGUAUUUAACCAAAAGAGAAUAUUUUUUAACCUUUAGUCACUACGUAUUUCUCAAGUCAGUAUUAGUCAUAUCCUGCACGUAGUUUUAUGUGGGAGUUUAUUUAAUUUACAGUACACACCUAGAGAGGAACGUGAUUUUUACUUCAAAGAAUAGUAUAAAUAAAGUCUCUCAGUUAUUUUCUUCAAUAUAAUCCCUUGCAUCAGGUGAAACAUCAAAGAAAGCAAGUUACAGUAGCGCAGUGUUACGUUGUACUGUACUGAAUAAUCACCAGCACACGAGCAUUUGCACAAGGAACAAAGGAAACAAAAUUAUACGUAAUUACCAAGAAGAAUACCGAAAAUGAUGGCAAGUUCCAAAAAUCAAUAUGCUGCUCACCUUUUCAACUCGAAGAGAAGAAAUCGUCCAUUCACCGAAUUAUAAUGCAGGUCUACAGCUCGCCUAAUCACUCAAUUAUCUUGGUUGUUGUUUACAUCGCUUUCUGCAGUGUACAUCGGUCCCUUGUAAUAUACAUGCAUUGUCUGUAGUUAGCAGACCGGUUCGUCGUGGUUCACUUGUAAAAUAAAGUUAAGUUUAAUUUCCAUAAUCUCAAUUGUUAUGAGUGUCUUCUGAUAUCUGCUUUUAUGUCGUGCUUUAGAGUUUGAAACCACGUUUUUCCCGAGUGACUGUGGCUGGUAGAGCAGAGCUGCGCCUUGGUUAUUCGGAAGAGACAAACAAAUUAAUUAAAACUCCUCAGACUGCCGAUACGUCGUACAUUUCAAAGAAGCCAGGUGAGGUAGAAGCCAAAGCCAAGAGUGAGGUGACACAACUUGGUGGAAAUCCGAGCAAUGAAACCGAUCUUCUUGGCCAAUUUAAACUUCAGUUUGGCAGAUUCAAGGGCAAGACUUUCAAAUGGCUCUUAGAAAAUGGUCUGGGAUACGUAGCAUGGAUUGUGAACAGCAUGUUGAGCGAGACAGCUACGAGUUCACCCUUGUCUGUAAAUAAGCUUUCAUUUGCGGAAUAUUUUAAGUCCUUCCCUGAAGGUAGAGAGGCCUUGGCGUUCAAGAAAGAAAAGGCAAAAGAACAAACGGCUUUGUCAACUUCGACUUCAAGCUCAACUACAAGGCAGACAUCGACGCGAACGUCUAAUACAACUGCUGUGGCUUUGCUUGUUGGACGAAGUUCGUUAUCCCCGCAAGAAACUGCAAAGCGGUUACAUCGAACUAUUCAAGGUCAAGUAAUCGCUCUUUUGUUACGCUACAGUGAUCGAAAACACCAACAGGCUAUACUUAUCAACACCUUUUUAAUAAGACACUUACCUAACCCCACCCCACCUUCUCUCUCUUUCUAAUUAAACAUCUCUCUGUUCUCAGACUUUUUUCCAAAAGAACUCAACCAAAAAAAAGGUAGCGAAAGACUUGUUGAAAGACAGUUGAGAAAUGUAACCGUAUAUCGAAUAUAGUUGAUCAAGUCACUUAAUUGUUGUACAUUAAGUCCCUUGAAUAUAUAAGAGUAAUCAAGUCAAUAAUUUUCUUCAUUUUUUUUUUUCAUUGUUUAGGCAAAUCUGUUAAGGCAACAUUUCCCACUGACACUCAACUGAGAAUCCCAGAGGACACGAACAGUGUUUCCGAUGAACUGUUGUUGUCUGCAGCUAAUGCCAUAGAUAGCUCAUCUGUUGUUCCAAAAACUACUCCAAAACCUCAAACAGAAGAGAAACGAGUUGGUGCAUCUGAAGGUAAAUAUUCGAAAACUGCUGUCUUUAAACGAGUGAUUUCCAACAUAUUUUUGAAAUUCCUCCCCCUCUUACUCCCUAAUAAUUUACAUUAAUCAUGCAAUGAAAAGUUAUUUAUCAUGUAUUGAUAUAUAAAUAUAGUCAAAUAUGAUAAAAAUAGCUAAUAAUAAUAAUGAUAAUGAUAACGAAUAAGGACUAAUGAUAACAGUAAUAAUCAUCAUCAUCAUCAUAAUAAAAACCAGAAUAAUUAAAAUAAAUAAUAAUAAUAAUAAUAAUAAACUAAUAAGAAAAUCAAUUUCAUACACAGAUUACCCCUUGCCUGAAGGAUGGAAAAAGAGCCUACCCAAAGAAGAUCACAUGUGGGUUUCCAAGGCACUUUUUAAACAGUCUACCAUUAAAGACAAAGCAGAGCUUGACAUGUCAAAGAUAAACAAGCUUUGGUGGUAUCCACCCCAGCCGUCGUUAAGGGUGCAUCAGCGUCCCACUGUAAACACUUACUUUACACGGCGCCUCCUACUAUGGAUGCCAAGAAAACUAUGGCAAGUGUUGUUGCUUUGUCCACAUGAUGAUUGUGUCAAGCACCCUCUUACCAGUGCAGGCCUGUACCCUCAUGUUAGACAGGUGCUUGACCUGGAUGGCUUCUACUCCUUGGCAACCGAGUAUCUUGAGUGUGGGAAGUGCAAGAGGAAAGUUAUUAGCUGGAGUCAGGGUAUCCUUGAUCAGUUAGAUGUGGGUCACAGGAAGCAGUUUCCUAUCAUCAUCACCUACAACUAUGCCUGUGACAUGAGAGUAGUGAGAUUGCUAAGACAACGUGGUUUUGGAAAUAGCUCAACUCAGUUGCAGAAGAAACAGACGGAACAGCAUAAAGAACAGUGGCUACAACGUACUGCCCAUUAUUUGAUAGAUUGUCAAACAUUUGUGGAGGCUAGCAAACGACAACUGGUCCUGGCCCCAGAGCUUGAUGAGCCACCAUCUCUUCUUACCCUUCCAAAAGCAGGCUGGCUUCUUACAGUUUACUGUAGCGAUGUGCUGUCACGGCUUGAGGAAGUGAGGCCUUAUAUCACGUCAACAUUCGGGAGUGUACUGAAGAUUGAUUCCACAAAGGUAAAAUAUUAUAAACAGAUAAAUUACCAAGUCACCUUAAGCCUUUAUAUCAAUAGUAAUCUUUUCUUUGGAAACACCGACAUAUCAUGAAUAUGACAUACCAAGUACCCCGUAUAGUACCCCCCCCUCUGCCCAGCUCAAAAAAUAUUCCUCUUGUUACUCAAGCAAUUGUUAUAAUAAUUACUGUAUCAGUUAUCUUUUUCAACUUUGUACUAGGUUACUAAAAAGCUUGCUGGUGCUGCUGCCGCUGGAACACCUGCUUGGGUCACCAACAUUGGAAAUGAAUUUGGCCAAGUUCUUAACAGCGUCUUAACAGCAAGUGAGGGAAGCGGGCUCCGCCCUAUGGCAACUGGGAUCAUCCGUGGCUAUGAGGUGGCUGGCGUUCCCCCACCAGUACUUCUAUACACAGAUCGUGACUCCUGUGGUGAGAAAAAGGUCAGUUCUCUCUUCACAACCUGGCAGGAACUCAACGUGCGCCUUGAUGCAUGGCACUUUAUGCGGCGUUUUGAGGCAGGGUGCACUAGAGAUUUACACCCACUCUGUGGUACCUUUAUGGAUCGACUGUCUCAGUGCAUUUUUGAGUGGAGUGGUGAGGAUCUCAACCUUCUGACAAGAGCCAAGGCUGCCCAACUUGCUAAGUCCAGUGUCCAAAACUCAUCGGAUGAGGACACCAUGCAACGUAUCACAAAAAAGGAGCUGUCCCUCCACGUCAGGCGUAAAACACAUGGGAUACAAGUGACCACCAUCCUCAUUUCCAACUUGCUUGAGGCAUUCUCUGGGCCACAAGGGAAUGACACCCUAGGUGUGCCACUGCUUGACUGUGACCGCAUAUGGACCAUAUGGGAGUCACAGCAGAAGCACACUGCCUGCAUUCAAGAUCCAGAGGGUGUGCAGCUGUACACUAAAACUGGCACCACAGUGAAGGGUGGUAUAGAUCUUCCGGUCUACCACUGCUCCACAGGCUCAACAUCACUGGAGUCCUUUCACAAUCAUCUUGACUUCUUUAUUGCUGGUAUGUCAUUUGUUUAUUUUUUUCUAUGACACUAGAGAUUAUUACUUUUAAACAUGCAUUUAAUACUAAUAAUAACAAAUAUACCUAAUAUAUAAUAAUCACUAUAUUAAUAAAUCAGUCAUAAAAAGUUGACAGGAAAACAAUUAUAUGCACAAAAUAUUUCCCCUUAAUUAUUUGUUGUUUUUAUUAACAAUAUCAAAAUUUGUUAAUGUCAUCAUUAAUACCUAUAUUAUACUUCUAUUUUCUUCAAUUAAGGUACUAGUGCAAAUGAUCUGCACUUUCAUGCCUUCUUGCUGGAAGUUGCAGCAAGAUGGAACCGAGACAGAGAAGUGGCAGCAGUUACGGAAGCUAAUUCAGCCCCCACAUAUGACUCUGCACUGACUUCUGCCGUAAACAAAUAA
Porites lobata is the source of this 4255-nucleotide messenger RNA. The record is from the annotation of a GenBank genome assembly. Lineage: Eukaryota; Metazoa; Cnidaria; Anthozoa; Scleractinia; Poritidae.